AUGUCUCAAUCAAGAACCAGUCCUCUGGCGCCAUGGAUGAUUGCUUUAAUUGUGGUAGCGGUAUUGCUGGUCUUAGCCACUGCCAUUGGUUUGCUUGUGUACUUUUUGAUAUAUGAUCAGAAGCUAUUCUUUUACAAUGCUUCCUUUAAAAUCAAAAAUAAGCAAUAUCAGCCUAGCUAUGACAAACAGACUUCAGCAGAAUUUAGAGAACUGAGCAGAAGUAUUGAGAUUUUGAUUAAACAAGCAUUUCACGCUACUCCCUUAGAAAACAGGCUCAUUAAUGAACGUGUUGUCAGGCUAAGCCCGGGGAAUGAUGGUGUCCUGGCAGAUGUGCUGCUAAUAUUUAAGUUCAUUGCCACAGAUAAUAAAGAGACACUAUGGACAAAUAUUUAUCAAAGUUUGCUGAAAAAACUGAAGUCAUCAACAUGGCCCUUAAGUAUUGAUAUUUCUUCUUAUAAGCUUUCAGAAAUAAAUGAAAAAAAUGGUACAAAUCUUCUCAACAGUUCAGGCUGUGGGACACGACUGGACAGAUCUGUGGAGAGAAUCUAUGGAGGAACCAUUGCAGGGGAAGGGGAAUGGCCCUGGCAAGCUAGUCUCCAGCUAAAUGGCAUUCAUCGUUGUGGAGCAACAUUGAUCAGCAAUAACUGGCUUGUGACUGCUGCUCAUUGUUUUAGAGGUGUCCGAGAUGUCAGAAGUUGGACAAGUAGUUUUGGGGCUCGUCUAAGACCUCCAAGAAUGAGAAGGAAUCUUCGCGAGAUCAUCAUUCAUGAGCAUUAUGCUAAUAAUGUCAUGAACCAUGAAUUUGAUAUUGCUGUUGUACAGCUUUCAUCCCCAGUGGAAUUUACAACUGAUGUACAUCGUGUUUGUCUUCCAGAAGCUUCAUAUAGUUUUCCAGAAAAUACGACUUGUGCUGUUACAGGAUUUGGUGCUCUUAAAGAUGAUGGUCCCAGUGUUGGUGAACUUCGUCAAACAGAAGUGAAAAUUAUAAGUAAUCAAGUUUGCAACAGAAGACAAGUAUAUAAUGGAGCCAUUUCAUCUGGAAUGCUCUGUGCUGGAUACCUGGAAGGUGGAAGCGAUGCUUGUCAGGGUGAUUCUGGUGGACCAUUGGUUACAUCUGAUUCAAGAGGAAUAUGGUACCUUGUUGGCAUAGUAAGCUGGGGAGAUGAAUGUGCUAAGCCAAAUAAACCUGGAGUCUAUACACGAGUUACUUACUAUCGAAGUUGGAUUGCUUACCAUACAGGAAUCUGA
This is a messenger RNA of Thamnophis elegans (Western terrestrial garter snake), 1248 nucleotides long. Its product is annotated as transmembrane protease serine 11E-like. The coding region runs from base 1 to 1248 and encodes 415 amino acids. The record is from RefSeq and is a predicted model, not a curated record. The transcript is spliced from 9 exons. NCBI's taxonomy places the organism in Eukaryota, Metazoa, Chordata, Lepidosauria, Squamata, Natricidae. Gene Ontology annotation, cellular component: plasma membrane; extracellular region. Gene Ontology annotation, biological process: proteolysis. Gene Ontology annotation, molecular function: serine-type endopeptidase activity.